Colletotrichum higginsianum IMI 349063 is the source of this 1182-nucleotide messenger RNA. RefSeq names its product Integral membrane protein. NCBI's taxonomy places the organism in Eukaryota, Fungi, Ascomycota, Sordariomycetes, Glomerellales, Glomerellaceae. Bases 1 to 1182 code for a protein of 393 amino acids. The record is from RefSeq and is a predicted model, not a curated record. The transcript is spliced from 4 exons.
AUGGCCUCAACAACGACAACGAUGACGACGACGACCGACACCACUUCCCACACGGGAAUAGCAAUCAUUGCCAUCAAUGUUAUCCUCGCCGUGAUAGCCACCAUCACCUGUGUAGGACGAUUUUGGGCACGAAAGCUCACGGGUGUGGGAUGGGGUCUUGACGACUGGCUGGCGCUGAUCAGCCUGAUCAUCAACCACGCCUUCUGUGCAACCACGAUUGAGGCCACCGUCCACGGCGGUUUGGGCCGGAGCAUCGUCGACGUGAUGGCUGAGGACCCGAACAUGCUGGUCAUAUUCCUCAAGUGCGUGGUCGUUGCCGAGUUCUGCUACGGCUUCUCGUCCCCGCUGAUCAAGCUGUCUCUGCUGGCCUUCUACUGGCGCGUGUUCCCGACGCAGUUCAUGCAGAGGGGCAUCUACGUGCUGUCGGCCAUGUGUCUCGGCUGGCUCGUCGCCAUCUUCAUAACCAACUGCCUGCAGUGCCGCCCGCUCUCAUACUCAUGGGAGCAGACGACGAACCCCGGCGCGGGCACCUGCAUUGACCUGGUUCUCUACUUCGUGGGGAACUCCAUAGCCAACAGCCUCAUCGACAUCUUCACGCUGGUGCUGCCGAUCCGCGAGACCCUGAAGCUGCAGGUCAGCUCGCAUAAGAAAGUCGGCAUUUGCUGUGUUUUCGGCCUGGGAAGUCUUGUCGUUGUUGCAAGCCUUGUACGUUUUGGUUCUUUGGCCUCUCUCUAUUCGAUAGGCGUGACGGACAUGACCCAGCAGUACGCCCUCAUGUGGACGGCCACCGUCGUGGAGAUCUACAUUGCCAUUAUCGGCGCCUGCGCAGUCACCCUCGUCCCCGUGUACCGCAAGAUGCGCUACGGCACGCCGUGGUCGACCCGGGAUCAGAAGUCCAACCAGGUCUCGUCAGGCACCGGAGCCUUCGCCGGCACUGGCGGCGCCGGGUCGCGGCCGGGCGUCCACAACUUCAAGCGCUCCGCGAACCACGAGCGGCUGACCACGGGCAACGAUUCCGAGGAGUACCUUCACCACGGCGGCGGCAUGAAGUACUCGGUCUCUGGGGCGACGGGUUCCGGUGACAAGAGCGACGCACUGGGAGACGAUUUACCCAUGGACACCAUCGUCGUCCAGAGGGACGUUACGUGGGAGGAGGAGCGGAAGGAGAAGCAGCAUGUGUAG